CGCCAGUAUGUUGAUUCGCGUCGGACAAGCUUGAAUAACGGCUUAUACCGGACACGCGCAUACAGCAGCGAGAGAUUGACACGAUUCGGAGCUGCAGCGGGGAUCCUCCUGUGUGGAUCGUCGUAGUAGUUUGUCGGAAUCGCGCUCGUGCGCGCGCGUGUGUAUCGUAAUUGUGCCCUCUCAACUGGUGCUGCAGCUGGUGCAUGCUCCGGAGAAGCGAGAACGGCUACCGAGUGCAGCAGUACACCAAGACCGAAAUACAUCGCUUCUGAGUGAGUGCAGUUGUUGGCCCUUGCAAGUAGUAGUUCCUUAUCGAGCUCGAGGCGCCCUUACCUUCAUUGCGCAAAAUUCCAACACAAGUUUCGGGCCAGCAGCGCGUGGAACUAGUUUUCGAGUGCACUGACCAAAGAGAGUAGAUCGUUGUUGUCUUGCGAGUGUCGGUGCUUCGACGAGUGCAUAGGAGGAAAAUACGUACAUACAAUAGGUAGACGGACGGAGAAUAGGUGCGCGCACUUUCACACCGUGAGAGAAAAAAAACAGAGUAGAGAGAGAGGGUGAGAGAUAAGGUGCUCGAGUAAGUGACACAUCAGGUGCAAUAGAACUGGCGCUAACAGAGCUGAAGGGGUCGCCGACGAAGAGAGACGAGGCACGAGAGGUGAGAGAGAGAAAAGCUAAAGGAGAUAUCGACAUAGUUAUCGAAUCCCCUGUUGCUGGCUGCUGCUGUUGCUGGCGCGCUUGCACGAGAGAGAGAGAGAAAGAGCAGAGUCUGCUAGUGCUAGAGCUGCUGCUGUUGCUGGUCUUAUAGCGGCCCCUCGUCGAUCGAUACGCACCUCUCUCUUGCUCUCGCUCUCGCGUGCUACACCUCACCUCUACCUCUCUCGCUAGUUAAUUCAAAACGAAAAUGGGUUGCUUCGGAAGCAAAGAUAAGUUGAGCAAGGAAGACAUGGACUUUCUCAAGUCGCAUACAAGAUACGAUGAAGCAACUAUUAAAGAUUGGUACAAAGGAUUCAAACAAGACUGUCCAAAUGGCAGAUUGACGCCGGCAAAGUUUGUCGACAUGUACAAAAUGUUCUUCCCCUCUGGGAACGCUGAAGAAUUUUGCGAUCAUGUGUUUCGUACAUUCGACAUGGAUAAAAAUGGUUACAUCGAUUUCAAGGAAUUUUUACUUGCAAUCGAUGUAACGUCAGGUGGAACGCCAGAAGAAAAACUCAAAUGGGCUUUUAGAAUGUACGAUGUUGAUGGUAAUGGCGUGAUAGACAUCGAGGAAAUGACCAAAAUAGUUCAGGCAAUAUAUGAUAUGUUAGGUGCUUGUUCAAGCAACAGACCAGCUGACAGCGCCGAAGAAAGAGCAAAAAAUAUUUUUGCUAAAAUGGAUGAAAAUAACGAUGGUCAAUUAACACAAGACGAAUUUCUCAAAGGCUGUCUGCAAGACGAAGAACUUUCAAAAAUGCUUGCUCCUUAAUCACGCAUGGUCCUUAAUUGUACAAGACAAAUCUUACAAUUCUUCAUAACGAAGAAAAAAUUUGCUAAAAAUUUGUGUCCAGUUCAAUCACUCGAAAAGAUGUUAGCUAUUUAUUAUAAUAUUACAAAGUAUAAAAUCAUAAAUCAUGAACGGUUGAUAUUUAUGGAACAAUUUUGCCAUGCACUUGACACAGAAACAAAAUGAAAAUUCAACAUUUAUGGUGCUCUUUAAAUAAGAUAACCCAUUUAAAAUGCUUAAAAAUAAUUUAAGCAUAACAAAUCAGAAAAAUACUAUUGAUAAAAGUAAUUUAGAUGCGUAAUUCGAAAUUAUUUUGUGCUAAAAGCACUCAAGUUUUGAUCAAAGAAUUCCUCGUUUUAAUGCAUAUGUGACAAUUUCAUUCUAUUCGUGCAUGGUAUAGAAUGGAGCAAACAUUACGCUUUUCAUAUUAUAAACCUUAUUUUAUUAAAAUUACGAACAAAAAUUUUAAUUCGAUAAGAUAUAUCGAAUUUAAUUCGAGUAAGCUACAGCUUUUAAUUGUAAAGCUUGUCAUUAACACAUUAUAUAACAUGUAUAUUCAUAGUUCUUUAUAUUGUAACUUCCUCCAAUAAGACGGUAUGCCUUUUUUACGUUAUAAUGAUGAUAUGAUAUCUGUCAAGGUGAUUUGUUACUGUCUGAAUAUAAAAGUAAAAACAUUAUCUUAUUAUUAUCUCCAACAAGCCAAUAAGAUUCUACAUAAAUAUUUAUAAUUACUCAUGCAAUCGUGUACACCCUGAGUGUAUUGAUUCUAGGGAAAAUUAAUGCGAAAUGUUAACAUAUGACAACAUAUUUAAACAUUUCACAUUACAAUUCAUUUAAUUUUAUUACAUACACUAGUCAGCAAUUUUUGUAUUAAGUGUAAAGAAUUUUUAAUAUAAAUGUUGACUUGUAAUUAUUAUCAAAAAAUUAAAAUAUACAAGCUGUUCAACUUUAGGUUGAAACACAUAUUAAUAAUUUUUCGUUCAUAGCUCAUGACACAAUUCCAACUCACGAAAAAGUUUAAAUAUUCUCAGAAAAAAUAUUAGAUUUUGUAAAUAAUCAAAAUAUACAU
Trichogramma pretiosum is the source of this 2549-nucleotide messenger RNA. Its product is annotated as neuronal calcium sensor 2. Gene Ontology annotation, molecular function: calcium ion binding. The transcript has 5 exons. The coding region runs from base 902 to 1462 and encodes 186 amino acids. The record is from RefSeq and is a predicted model, not a curated record. Lineage: Eukaryota; Metazoa; Arthropoda; Insecta; Hymenoptera; Trichogrammatidae.